AUGUAUAACACUCUUAGGCCCGAACUCGCAGAAACCACCGUGUUACAUGCAAUCUUGAAAUGGAUUCCCGGGACUUCAUUGCGGUCACUGGAUCUCGAGGGCGAGGAGGUGGGCGUGUCGGGGCGCGACGGCGAGGUGCGCUGGCAGGGGGCGGCGUGCCGGCGGCUGGGCUGGGCGCCCGAGACGGGCUUCACGGCGGCGGCGCUGCUGGACCGCCUCCUGCACCGCGUCCGCAUCCCGCCGCGCUACCUGCACGCCGUGGGCGCCGCCGCCCUCUUCAUCGCCGCCAAGAUCCACGAGGAGGACGAGAAUGUCCCAGCCACAAUAGAGGUGGUGGAGCGCGGUGGCAUGGACUGCUCCCACCGAGAGCUCCUCCGCAUGGAGCGCGUGCUGUUGGACAAGCUGUCAUGGCAUCCGAAGGCCUCCAUCACUCUGGAUUUCCUUCAGGUGCUCCACGCCCUGGCUAUUGUCUCCGCGCCCAAGCACCAGCAAGCGCAGAGGAGUGGAUCGCCAACACGUCAGCUGGGCCACCUGACAAACCGACUGUGGCGAGUUGUGUGCUCGGGACGCAGUGGAAGCAUCCGGCCAUCUUUGCUUAGCCUUGCCUUACUGUCUCUGGCCCUGGACACGUCCGCGUCAGAGCCAGGUCUCACGCUCUGGCUCCAAGCACUCACACAGGUGAGUGAUGAAGAGCUUGCCAGCGCUCGGGCAUUAGUGAAGGAGAUCCUGGGAGAGGAAUCCUUUGAGUUCCUUCCUGUGCCCCCCUUGAAGACCAGGCAGCACAGCCCGCCUUCAAGACCCAACAAGAGGAAAGUGGGACACUCCCUGGACACCGAGGAGGAGGACAUGUAUGUGGACAUCAAGAAGCUGUAUGCUUAUGACAAGAAUGCAACAGAAAUGCCCCUCCAUGAAAAAUCGCCAGAAUGUCCGGAGGAGCUCGAUGACACGUACAGUGACAUCCGGCGCCUCUACUCCCCGGUGCCCAUCCUCAGUGACCCCCUCGCCGCCAGCAAAAUGUGCCCCACCAAGCCUGCCAGCUGCAAGAAGUUGUCGGCCAAGAAGAAGAAGAAGACCAAGCCCACAUUCAAGGCCAAGAACUCCAUGAAGAGCUCCCUGAAGCAAGCUCUGAAAAUCCCCUGCAAGAUAUCUCUCAUCACAACGAAGAAGAUCUUCGAGGAGAUCUGCGAGGAGGAGGAGGAGGAGGAGGAGGAGAUGAUGGAGAUGGAGGUCGAGACCGAGGAAUCUCAGCAGGAGUGGGAGGGACCCCUGGUAGAGCCUGUUGGCAUCCUGAACUCACCCAUUUUCUCACCGAUGAGUCCAGAGUUUCCCGACAUCCGCAAUGUGGUCGUCAAGAAAGAAGACCUUUGCUGGCGUCAGAAGGCUUUGGAAGUCACUGAACAAGUUUACAGACCAAUGACCUAUGCUCAGGUGUUGCGCUUACACCUUACACCUUUAACCCGAGCCCUUGGUGUAUAAUUGCCCCCCCCCCCCCCCCAAAAAAAAAAAAAAUAAAUAAAUAAAUAAAAAAUAAACAGUAACUCUCCCACCGACAAGGACACAGUAACAAACAUUCUGUUCUUUCUGGUGAAGUUGCGAAGCUGUUGCAUCCCACCAGUCUUGUAAAAGCCACUUGAGGAGAAUGGACAAUUUUUUUAAAGGCAAAUUACUUACUUUCAAUGAACAGGCCACAGAUGAGAGUGGUUUUUACCUCAGAUCACAGUAACCACUGCCAGUUCCUCAGGUGGCACAAGUAUUUUAUUUCAUUGUACAAAUAGACUCUUGUGUAAAUGAUACCAAUGCCUUCAAUAGACAAAGUGGUCUCAGAAUGGAAAUUUAAACCCUUUUUCUCUUUUUUUUUUU
Molecule: messenger RNA, 1860 nt
Organism: Penaeus indicus
Lineage: Eukaryota; Metazoa; Arthropoda; Malacostraca; Decapoda; Penaeidae
Exons: 7
Coding region: 1-1476 (491 amino acids)
Biological process (GO): mitotic cell cycle phase transition; regulation of cyclin-dependent protein serine/threonine kinase activity
Cellular component (GO): cytoplasm; nucleus; cyclin-dependent protein kinase holoenzyme complex
Molecular function (GO): cyclin-dependent protein serine/threonine kinase regulator activity
Source: RefSeq, a predicted model, not a curated record